CCUCGUAAAAGAAUAACACCACCCCUCCUCCCAUGGGUGUCGUAAGAGGCGACUAAGGGAUGCUCCAGAGAAUGGGCACCAACAUUCUCCGAGUAUUAUAACAGCAUACGGCAAUCGCCAAUCCGCAUGCCAAGCGUGGUUAUUAUGGCAACCCGACUUGGCUGCAAUUAACAAAAUCGCCGCCCAGCCCCCGCAGCUUAACUAUUUCUGACUACAGUAGCGGCCAAGGUAACGGCAUGGCAGGGGGUGCUAAAAAUAUCUAAAUGGCAAAUGACAAAAAGGCAAAUAUUCAAUGAUAUCAAUGUGAUCAAUACGGUUUAAACUAGAAUUAAUAAUUGAUAGGCAAGAGACAUUGAAUCUCAAUAUCAAGCUGGAGAGAUUCAGACUAAUGAGAUCAACGCCCCGUCCAGCACUCAGAUUCAAACUCCUGGGCACUUUCAGCUCGAACUUCAAGACCGUUUGAAUCGCCUAAGAGGAUCUACGGACGAUUAUAACGACGGGCUUGUGCUGUACAUAUAAUCGAUUCCAAAGUUUUUGGGACCCAUCGUACAAACAGAACCAAAAAUUUCUCAGACCCUCCUCUUAAGCUCAUGGGAGGACAACGCGGAAUGGUUUUGUUGAUUUCAGAAGAUUCGUGUAAAUCUUGGCAGCUCAACAAAUAGGUCUCAAGGUCUCUUAAAUCAGGUCUACGCCGUUUUAAAACCGUGCGUAUUAAGAAGGAUAUAGGGUGAAACAACGGCUCCAAGGUGUAUACAAGAGAUCUCUCUGAGUAGAGUCGGCUGAUGAAACUGGAGACCCGUGAUGGCAGAAUCUUUUUAUCUAAGCCUGAGCUUUUAAGAGAGGUCGUGAAGUUCUGUGUAGCGUACCCAAUACAUAGAUUAAUGGGCAGUUCUGAAGGAUUAACGCUGUUGCUGCUGUCUACCUUAUUGUAUGGCGAAUGGCCCAUCCUUCAAAUAAGAGGCUACAAGGCUACUUCGAGCAGUGAAGAACUUACCCACCUACGCGGUUCACUAGAAACCUCCUUUAAUUACGACAAAAAAUUCAUAUUUUAAUGUUGGGUGCCCGACUGGCAUGGGACUUUCGGUUUGUCAGUUCUGAUAUCGAUCGGGGACGCGUGUUUGCCGCUUCAGAGUCUGGCGCGUACUACUAGGGGGUGCGAUAGAUGCGCGGGCGCGGGUAGCGCGGGGUGGGUCGUCGCCGCACGGACCUGAGUCACAUUUCCUUUGGCUACUGUUGCCCCGCGAAACGGAACGCUCCUAUAUCGUCUUCUCGCAUUAAAACUGUUUAAUCUCAAAAAUGACUAAUUUUACAGGAGAGCGUUUUAACGGUUUAACAUGUGAUAUUUUUAAUAUUAAUCAUCUUUGCCAUAUUCAUUUUUUUAUUUUUUAUCGGUUACAUUAUCUGUAUUUUAAAGUAAGAUAAAAUUAUGUAUUAAUUUUGUUAGUAAUCAAAAUAUACGUAAACAAAAAAAAAACUAAACUACGCUCUUUUGACCGUAUUUAUGAGAAAAACACUGGUGAUACUAAUAAUGAUUCCACAUAUUAACACUAUUUCGAAAUUUUACACUUUUAAUGCGAAAAUACGAUAUAACAAAUUAAAUGCAGGUAAAAUCGCGGUAUAAUUAACUGUCCAAAACGAAAUGCUUUGCUGUGUGGUAUCUUCAUAAUUUUAAAUAUCUUAAAGUAAAAAAUGCAAACAAUAUAGAAAUUUAUAUUAAUUACGAGACGACAGCUGCAUAAAUAUUAAUUCACAACACAAAAUAUAGUAUAAAAUCGACAAAAAGAACAAUUCUGUUAAUUAUUGCACGUAAGAUUGACGAAGCCCUGUGAAUUGAAGAAUUGGGCCACAAAAAUGCUCUGGUCAUUAGUUUUCUUGGCGUUUCUGAAGCUGACCGCCGGUGUUCGCUAUGAAUCGUUUUCUGGUCUACCAGCGACUGAUGAAAAGAUCCAAUACUUCAUCAAACAGGAAAAUUUAGAUAACUGCACCAAUGACAUUCAACUCCCCUGCGACCCCAAUGAGAGACGACGUCUAGAUGGCUCAUGCAGUAAUUUCGACUAUCCGUCAAGAGGAACAUUCCAUACCCCUGUGAUAAGAUUGUUACCCGAAGCCGACUGUGGAGACGAUGAAACCUCUCCAUCUGGAGCUCCUUUAAAAUCUGCCCGGGAAGUCAGGCAGCGUAUUUUACAGACAGGGAAGGCAUCAGACCUCUCAUACACACAACUAUUGGCGAUUAUCUCGACAAUCAUAUUUGCUGACCUUGGUUCAAUCCAUGAUUCCGUGAAUUUGUUAACGGAGACCACAAAUUGUUGCACAGCGGAAGGAAAAUCAAAUUAUAUGUGCACGCCUAUAGAUAUUCCCCAGGACGACCCUGUCCAUAGGUUCUCUGGUAUACGCUGCUUGAAUCUCACUCGACCGAAAUCGUUCCAGACUUAUGGCUGCCUUGCUGACUCGAAUGUAGACAGAAUCGAAUUCACAACACCGUUAUUUGAUUUAUCGACUAUCUACCGAUCGACCGAACCGGCUCCAGAAUACAGAACAUACAGUGGCGGAUUACUGAUGACCCAAGAGGCCGAUGGCACCAUCUUCCCCCCACAAGAAGGACCGCACAGCAAUAAAUGCUUGCAAAACGACGCGUCUAAUGGAGAAACGAAAUGUUUUGGCCCUGUUUCAACAUCGAUUCUGCCGGUCACAUUGUUGGUCGUGUGGUGGUGGAGACUACACAAUAAGAUCGCCAAAGAACUAAACGAAAUCAAUCCUCAUUGGGAUGACGAAACAUUGUUCCAAACUGCAAGGGACAUUAACAUCGCAAUAACAAACCAAUUUGUUUACUACGAAUUGCUGCCAACUCUAUUCGGUGAAGAAUUCUGUUUGAAAAAUGAGCUGAUUCACUCUGAAUCUGGACACAGAGACCUUUACGAUGAGUCUAUACCUGCUACUUAUCUCGAAUACUACCUCGCUUUGAGAUGGUUCCACUUGGUUUCAGAGGGUGAUUUGAAACUUUUCGACGAGGAUUUCAAGUACGUGGGCAAAAAAAUGGUAACAGACCUCUCUUUACAUACUGAUUUCUUGAUGAGAGAUAAGAACUUGGCAAAAAUGACACGAGGAACUUACUAUCAGGCUGGAGGAGAUAAUGAUAGAGCUGUAGACCCGGCCAUUUGUGAUAAGGGAUUAGGAAUAAUGCAAAAAGCAUCCGACCUUACAGCAGCGGAUUUGAGGAAAAAUCAGCUUUUCAAAAUUCCACCUUACGUCGACUACGUAAAACUGUGCCAUGAUGUCGAAAUUAAAACAUGGAAAGACAUGUUGAAAUUCAUUGACAUGGAUCGAAUUGAAAGUCUGCAAGAAAUUUACGAAACCCCUGGUGACGUGGAACUCCUGGCAGGAAUCUGGAUUGAAAGACCUAUGGAGGGAGGUUACGUUCCUCCAACCGCAGCUUGUAUCAUAAACAAACAACUGUCUCUCACUAUGAAAGCUGACAGACAUUGGUAUGAGAGAUCGGACAGACCCUACGCUUUCAAUGUCGCUCAGCUGGCGGAAAUAAGAAAAGCAACAGUUGCAGGCUUCCUUUGCGAAGUUGGUGACGGUGUAGAGAGAAUCCAACGGGAGGCACUUAAAAGAGUGACUGCUUCGAAUCCAUUGGUCAGCUGCCAAGAAAUCCCGAGAUGGAAUCUCGCUGCUUGGAAAGAAUCUAAGUGAGAUUAAUGAUUUUAAAGCUGCAACUAAAAAACCAACAACACAUUCGUAACUUUACAGAUUUACUAAAUCCGAACAAAUCAUUGUUUUCUGAAGCGAUAAUCGUUCGGGGAAUUACCACGAAAGGAAAGGUCUUCCAUCACUUAGAACCACCAAUAUGGACAAUAUUGUUGUUGAUUUUUUUUUUAAUGCAAACGAAUGGUAAGAAUAUUUUAAGCGCGACUUACAUUUUUGUCAAAUAUAUUCUAUUCUAUCAUACCUACCCCUAUACCAUGUAAUUAUUUGAUUUUAAUGAAAUAUGAAUUAAGAGUAUUUUUGAAAGAAAAAAAAGGCCAGACACAUUUAUUCUUUACACCAUUUCUGUUUCCGAAACUGAAAAUCAAUGAAAUUAUCCUAAGCUUUUCCUUCUAGUCGUAAUCUUCCUUGCGGCCAUAGCUUAAUUUUUAUAUUAUUUUCUGUAACACGCAUCGCAACGAAUCACGUUUUUUUCCAAUACUUAAAAUCAUACUGAUUUCAGUGAUUUUCCUUUAAUUUUAAAUGUUCAUUAUUUCUUUGUUAUUGUUUAAAUUAAUAUUGUUGGUAAUUUUUAACGGCGUCCAUUGUUUUUGUUCAAUUUUAACUGUUUUACGUUACGCAAAUAAAUAUUAUAUGCAAAUGAA
Messenger RNA from Bombyx mori (domestic silkworm), 4349 nucleotides. Its product is annotated as peroxidase. The record is from RefSeq and is a predicted model, not a curated record. The transcript has 12 exons. Gene Ontology annotation, biological process: response to oxidative stress. The coding region runs from base 1852 to 3693 and encodes 613 amino acids. Gene Ontology annotation, molecular function: heme binding; peroxidase activity. Lineage: Eukaryota; Metazoa; Arthropoda; Insecta; Lepidoptera; Bombycidae.